Molecule: messenger RNA, 3744 nt
Organism: Oryzias latipes (Japanese medaka)
Lineage: Eukaryota; Metazoa; Chordata; Actinopteri; Beloniformes; Adrianichthyidae
Product: TBC1 domain family member 10A
Biological process (GO): regulation of GTPase activity
Molecular function (GO): small GTPase binding; GTPase activator activity
Source: RefSeq, a predicted model, not a curated record
AGCGCCAUCUAGAGUCGCAGAAAACGAUGACUGCCUGCCACACAAAUCGUUUUAGGACGGGCGCAUCAAGCCAAAUUUAGUUGAAGGUUUACCUAACUUUUGGCUCAAAGCCUCAUACUGCAUGCUAGUGCUGGUCUAUGCGAACUCCCAUGACUGUGGACAGUUAGCGUGUUUGUGGUAGGUUUACUCACGAGUAGUUUUUUAUAGUGUCAGUACUAGGAGCGAUUCAAGCUAAAUACGUUAGCAGCUGAAAAUUAUAGCUAGCUAGUGUCAAUUGGGUUUCAAGUUAUUGCCGUGCAAACUAACGAAUGCCCUGUUUAAUGUGGCUUGACAACAGAAUCGCGAAAUCUAUUUGCGGGCUAUACAGUAGUGGGAAAGUUUCGUUCACGCCUAGAAAUCAUGGCGUCGGUUCAGUUUAAUUAACUUUGGGCUGUCAACAGCGUGCUGACGUUAGCUGUCCUGGCUAACCAGCCAGCUCUCCAACAACUACAAUGGCCAAAACAGAAAACGGUCGUCAGUCAGUGGACACGCGGAGCAUAAGGACUAUAAGCAGCAGUAGCCACAUUGACGACGAAAGCUCAUUGGGAUCCGACUCUGAAAUCAACGGCUUCACCAGCGACAAGCAGACGGACAAAUACGGCUUUAUCGGCGGGGCACAGCAGCACUCGGUGGAAUCAGCUCAGGAUGUGCCGAUGGAGGUGCUCAGGCAGAGGGAGGUGAAGUGGCUGGACAUGCUCAGCCACUGGGACAAAUGGAUGAACAAAAGAUUCAAUAAGGUGAGGCUGCGCUGCCAGAAAGGAAUCCCUCCAGCCCUACGAGGCCGUGCGUGGCUCUACUUAUCAGGCGGGAAGGUGAAGAAGGAGCAGAACCACGGAAAGUUUCAGGAGCUGGACAGUCAGCCAGGGGAACCCAAAUGGAUCGAUGUGAUCGAGAAAGACCUUCAUCGGCAGUUUCCGUUUCAUGAGAUGUUUGUGUCGCGGGGAGGACACGGGCAGCAGGACCUGUUCCGUGUUCUGAAGGCCUACACUCUCUACAAACCGGAGGAGGGGUACUGUCAGGCCCAGGCUCCUAUUGCUGCUGUGUUGCUCAUGCACAUGCCUGCUGAGGAUGCUUUCUGGGGUCUAGUCCAAAUCUGUGAGAAGUAUCUUCCUGGUUACUACAGUCCAGGCCUGGAAGCGAUUCAGUUGGACGGCGAGAUUCUGUUUGCUUUGCUGCGUCGCAUUUCCCCUCUUGCUUUCAGACAUUUGGAGAAAUACAAGAUUGACCCCAUCCUCUACAUGACCGAGUGGUUCAUGUGUGCCUUCUCCAGAACCCUGCCGUGGGCAUCAGUUCUGCGCGUGUGGGACAUGUUCCUCUGUGAUGGAGUCAAAAUAAUUUUCCGUGUGGGUCUGGUGCUGCUCAAAUGCAUGUUGGGGACGCGUGAGAAGCUGAAGGCGUGUCAGGGCAUGUAUGAGACUAUGGAGCUUCUCAGAGCCUUAGAUCAGCGGUACAUGCAGGAGACCGUCCUCGUGCGAGAGAUUCUUGAAGUCCCGGUGACGGCACGAGACGUGGAAAGAGAGCAUCACUCUCAGCUGAAGCGCUGGAAGAAGAACCGCGGAGAAAUCAAUUUUAAAUCGCCUCCGAGGAUGCACGGCGCUCGCAUCAUCAUGUUGGCUGAGCCCCCCAGGCGCCAGGACCUGCAGCAGAACCCCACUAUUAUUCUCGAGGUGCCUGAACCUCAACCAGAGCUGAGGAAAGGCAAGGAGGAGAGGAAGAGCAAGAAGAAAAGCAAGAAACCUCAGCUCCCAGAGGAGAUACCUAAUCCGUACCCUCUUCCCACUGACCCCUCUCCUCCUCCACCGCCGUUGGAUCCACCUGCCCCACCUUCAGCAAACAAUGUGAUGCCGGAGGGGGUGCCACAAACUGAAACGGACUCACCUCACCAGCAGAAAGAGCCUCCUACAGAGCCUCCUACUGCCACAGAAGCAGCACUUCAGCAAUCCACACAAAGCCUUAGCAGCACAGAGCUGGAUACUUACCUGUAGCUUUGUAGAGGUAUGGGUGUGUUUGUGUGUGCACGUGUGUGUGUGUAUGUAGACAAAGCACCAGCACGUUACAGUCAGGAAGUAGCCAGCUUCACCAAAGUCUCUUGACUGGCUAACAUCACUAUUCUUUUUUUGUACAAUUUUGUAUUUAGAUAAAAAUGCUGCCUUGGACGCCUUUAGCUCACACUAAAGCAUCAUUCCUGUGCAAAUAUUUGCUUGGAAUGGUUUUUGUCAGCAUGAAACUGCUGCUCCGUCUAGAAGCUUUGACAGACCACAGGACUCAGUAUUCUGAUUGCAAAGGAGACGAGACUUUGAGCCUCGGGACUAUUUAUAGGUCAAAAAGACAUUCGGCAACGUAAACAGUUUUCUUUAUCCUCUCUCUAGUCGAAACGAUGGAAUUACCCAGCCAUGCUGUGCAGCUGGAGAUGAGCGACUAAACCGAAAUACUUUUGACGCCAUUGCAGCUCAUUAGGGGGUUUGUUCACUAGAGGGCAGUCUUGCACAAAAUACAGCUUAGCAACAGUCACUCAAGCAAUCUCAGGCUGAAUUUUUCUGGUAAGAAAAUAUUAGAUUACAAAAAAAACAAAAAAUUUUAACCAGCUGCUUUUUUAUUAUUAUUGUUUAGCUCACAAUGUCUUAAUCAUACACUUUUAGUAUUCCCUGCUUCAGCACGGCCUUAUUUCUAAGUGGAGCUGUUGGUUGAGUUUCUCACCGUGCCAUGCACUUCCUUUCACGUUCCAGCUGCAGUUAUUGUUGAGAGAACAACACUGGACAUUCCCCAAUGUAGGACACAUUCCUGCCCGUUCAAAAACCGCAUCUUGCCAAAUGAAAAAUCUUUCAUGCAAAUGCUUCCCGUCCAAAUUGGACGACCAAUCAUUGCCAAUCGCUUAAUGGUGCUAGCCUCGUUGACAUUUCAUGAGAAUCAUUCUGGUGGUAUGGCUGUUCUUGCUAGAAUUUCCAAAGCAAAUCAAGACUGUUGUUUAAAAUAAAAACAAAAUUAAAAACAGGUUUUAUUCCAUGUGCAUGCUGCACACAGGGACACAAGGGUUUCUAGCAUUUUAGCUUUAAGUGGGGGAAUUGUUGCAUUUUCCUUUAUAAAUAACGGGAUACUUUAAGAUUUGUUCAGCUUUUUUGUCUUAUUUCCUUUCUCAACUUUUCAAAAUCAUGAACUAUCAUCGCAAUGAUAAAGGGAGUUUUAAAGAUAUAUGUGCGCAUUCAUGUGGGAUAUGUUUCUGAGGCACAGCGUUGAAAAGUGUGUUGCAAAAGUCCGUGCAGGUCUAAUAAAAACACAGAUGGACUUUAAAAAAAAAAAAGAAAAGCAAUUUUACAGUUGCACAUGUAUGCAGUUGUCCUGAAAGCUUAUGUUGAACUUCUGACAGUUCUUUUAUGUUACAUUUCAACUUAACCUUUCUUGUAGAUAUGACUCCUCAAAAUGUCAUAUGAUUUUUUUUUAUUGUACAUUGCUAAAUUUUAUUUAACAUUUUUAAACAGCAGAGGAAGGUUUUCUGAACGACUCGUGGUCUCGGACAGCUCAUUUUGGAUCAACCUUUGUUGCACAGAAAAAGUCCAUAUGGAGUUUUGGUUCUAUCAAAUUUUUAUUCUUCAGUUUUCUCUGCUUGAUUUUAUUUACCAUUUACAUUAAUGUUAUACAGGAGAUGUUUGACAACCACAAGGCUUGAGUUUUAUUGUUACAAAUAAAGUUGUGGUUACAUGCAGACUA